This is a messenger RNA of Cyprinus carpio (common carp), 2069 nucleotides long. RefSeq lists its product as uncharacterized. The record is from RefSeq and is a predicted model, not a curated record. Lineage: Eukaryota; Metazoa; Chordata; Actinopteri; Cypriniformes; Cyprinidae.
UAGACGAGUUUCCUGAGUGAAAUAGGCGGGCCGCCAUUAUCCUUUCACUCUGCCAACGUCUUCCGGUUGUGUCUGCCAAGAACUUCCGGUUAGCGAGUUAGCAUCUUUUACUGUCUUUGGUUAGCGUGCAGAAAAAGUAAACUAUGGCUGGUGUUACACGCCGACACGGCUCCGGGACAUAUUGUGCUGUUCGCGGUUGCAACAACUCGUGGCGAUUGCUGAAUGUUUGGUCGGAAGGAGAAUGUUUCGACCAUCAACCAUCUACAAGGCGCCAAUGUGGAUGUGAUCCCCCGUAUGCGUUGUAUGAGAAACCAAAAACAGAUGUUGAAUCUCGGAAGUGGCUAGCGGCUUUGAAGUUGAAGAAUCCGCCCAAAAGACUGUUUGUUUGUUCUUAUCACUUCAUUGAUAAAAAGCCCACAGAGGAAAACCCUUUCCCGGAACUUUGGUUGGGAUACGAGCGACCUCCCCAGCAAAAGAGACGUAAACUCGACAGAAACACAAGUGACACGCAAUCGGAUGAAGUGUGCAUCGAGCCGAAGUUUAAAGAUGCUGCAACACAAUGGGAGGACCUAACAAAAACUGACCACAGCUACGCGGCAAAGUUGGACCACGUGAACAAAUCGACGCAGACUGGGGGUCAGACUGUGGCUGAUGAUAUGCUCCUGGAUGAUGAUACCUCGCUGCUGUACACAGGACUGCGUCUGGUAUAUUUUUUUACUUUGGUGAAAACGAUGUUGCCAUUUAGUAAACCAUCAUGUAGUAUUCCUGUUGUUGACCAAAUACUGAUGACCCUCAUGAAACUGAAACUGAACCUUGUGUUAGGGGAUGUGGCAAAGCGCUUUAAAGUGUCUAAAGGUGAAGUAAGUAAGGUGAUUGCUCACUGGAUUGAUACAUUGGGUGAGCAGCUUGAACCCAUGGUUGCCUGGCUGCCAAGAAGUGUUAUACGUGCUAACAUGCCACCAUCCUUUAAAAAGAACCACCCCCAGACCACUUGCAUCAUCGAUUGUGCUGAAACGGCUAUUCAGAGAGCAACAAACCUUAACUGUAGGAGUGCCACUUUCAGUCAUUACAAGGGAACCAAUACUGCCAAAUAUCUUGUUGCUGUGUCACCUCAUGGGCUGAUAAUGUUUAUAUCAGAGGCCUAUGCUGGUAAAAGCAGUGACAAGUUUAUCACUAUAAACAGUGGGUUUCUGGAGGCCCUAAGGCCUGGUGAUGAGGUAAUGGCUGACAGGGGUUUCACGAUUCGAGAUGUACUACAUGAAAGGAAGGUGAAAUUGAAUAUUCCUGCCUUUACCCACAAGCGUGGUCAAUUGACCAAUGAGGAGGUAACGCGCACUAGACGAGUGGCCAAUGUCCGUAUACAUGUGGAGAGGGCAAUCCGAAGACUUAAAGUCUUCAAAAUUCUGUCCCAAACUGUCCCCAUCUCCAUGACCCCGCGGUUGGACAAGAUUCUUACCAUAUGUGCUGCUUUAGCAAACAUGAGGUCCAGACUCAUCCGACUGCCACAUGAGGUUUAAGUCCCUAUGAAAAGUAAAACCUGGGUUACCUGCAAUUUUUUUUUUUAUAUUGUACAUAUUCCUUUUUUAUUAUAUAUAUAUAUAUAUAUAUAUAAAAUACUUUCAGCUAGAAAAACCUGUGUAAAUUUAUUGUUAUUGUUCCCUUUCUGGUGUUGUGAUUAUUGAUAAGACAAAACAGAAUUUUAACUAAGAAAAACUUGUGAGUGCUAUUCUUUUUCACAUGAGGUGUAAGUCCCUAUGAAAAGUAAAACCUGGGUUACCUGCAGUUGUUUUGUUUUUUUUAAAACUGUACAUAUUCCUUUAUUUUAUAUAUAUAUAUAUAUAUAUAUAUAUAUAUAUAUAUAUAUAUAUAUAUAUAUAUAUAUAUAUAUAUAUAUAUAUAUAUAUAUAAAUAAUUUCAGCUAGAAAAACCUGUGUACAUUUAUUGUUCCCUUUCUGGUGUUGUGAUUAUUGAUAAGACAAAACAGAGUUUUAACUAAGAAUAACUUGUGAGUGCUAUUCUUUUUCUUGUAUUGUAAAUAUUGACACAUGACAAUAAACAAAUUGAUUUGA